AUGAAAUAUUUCUCAUACUUUAGAGCGUUAAUCAUCAUUAUAAUUUCAUUUUAAUCGUUGGCCUAAAAUAUCAGAUAAACUUUAUAAUUAUUAGACGAAUAUGACCCUUAUUAAAAAUUAGAAACUCAAGUUUAAAAUACAAGAACAGGGUAUGGAUUUUGGUUUAAAUACAUUGCCCUUAAAAAGAUCUUCUCAACUCAUUCACUAACUGAAGGCUUAGAUUAAAAUGAUGUUGUUAAAGGGCAAAUAAUGUGUUUUUCUUAAGGGGAUCAAUUUGAAAUUUUAUUAUACUUUAUGGAAAAUUUCGAUAAUUAUUUGAUCAACUUAAAAUUCAUAAUAAAUUCAAACCAGGAGUUUCUAGUUAAUUAUAAAUAUUAUGAUUUUGAAGGCAUUUGGAUCUUUGCAGCAGUUUCAUUAGAUCCUAUUAAAAGCACUAUAGAGGUUUAUCUAUAUAAUGAAUAGGCUCUUAAUAAUUUUAUAUACAAUAAGUUUCAAUUAACUACUCAAAUUCCCUAAAUGGUCAACAGUUACUUGGGAGGAUAUGCAAGAGUAAUUCUCAUAUCAUUUAAAAUAGGUAUAAAACAUGAAUUUGCUACCCUUUACUGCAAAAAUUUCUGAAUUUCAAAUUAUUGAAGUGUUCGACUAGAUUGGGAGCAAUUUUUAAUAGUUUAAUCAGAAGAUAAUUGAGGCACAAAUAUUUGAAAGAAUCAAACCCAAAGAAUAAAGAAUUCUAUUAGUUGAUGAACAACAUUUUAAUGGAAGUUAAUAUUUAGUAAAGACAAUCUUUAUGGAUGGCUCUACAUUUUUAAUCCAAGGGUGGGUAAAAUUAAAUGAAUAAGUCAAAGAUUAUGGAUUUAUACUUGUAGUUAUAAGUUACUCAAAUUUACAAUACACUAAUAGAUACCCAGGAGAUUAAAUCUUGACGCUGCGCUAUCAGAUUUCAAGCAGCGGUCGAUACGGCUCAUAAUUUUCCAUAAUUUAAUAAUUUAACUAAAAUCCAAACGUUUACGAGCCUUAUAUUUAUUGCGGAUCUGAAAUAACUCAAUAUAUGGGAUAGUCUUAAGUUUAUCAUCAAUUAAUAUCUUGGCAUUAUAUAUAAUAUCAAUUAGGAAAUAAGGAGCAACCAUCAUCUAUUUAUCUCUACUUUUCUUAUGAUUAAUCUGUUGUUUAUGCGAUCUAUUAACUUAAUUUUUCCCCUUAUGAAUUUUCUAAUGUUAAUGCGACCAUCUUUAUAUCAGGAGCUACUGAAGAACAAACUUACAUGAAUGGCUAAAUUACAAAUUUAGAAUUUAUUCAUAGUUAUGAAGUUUCAAAACCAUUUUUAACAAGUAUAAUUUGAUUUUAGUAGAGAUUGCCACACAACUUGUUUUAGUUGUCUAGGUCCUUAUGAAAACUAAUGUUUGAAUUGCAAUCCUAUUUAUAAUAGGGUACACUUGCCCUUUAAAAACAUUUGUGCUUGUGAUAUUGGAUAUAUUGAAUCAUUUGACAGUCUGAAUUGCAUAACACUUCAACAAAGUUAUGCAACAGCUAUGAUUGUAGUACAAAAAGAAGAUGAAAAUGAAGCAAUAAAGUGCAAGUUAGGCUAUUUUGAAUUUCUUAAUUCUUGUCUUCCAUGGUAUAAUUGCAAUCAUUAUUAUUAGUCCAUUUGGAAAUAGAAUGCUAAAUUGUUUAGAUUGUAUUAAUAAUUAAAAGGAAUGGUUCCUAAACCCUAUUUGUAAUUGGGAUUUUAAUUAGAUAUUCUUUUCUUUUAGAUAUGCUCAAAGAGAGCAAGAAUUUAGGGAUUUGUAUCUAAUCAAUUAGCCAUCUUCAAUAUAAUUAUGCGAUGGAUGUGCAUCGUUUUGUAAUCCAGUUGAAUCUGAUUGUAACAAGCUAUUAGGAGCAUUUCAUUUAGGCGUAUAAGCAUUUGUAAAAUGUAAACCAAAUUUUAAAUUUAUAAAUGGAGCUUGUAAACUUAAUCCUCCUUUUUGUUUAUUAUAAAAUUCAGAGGGAAUAUGCAUUGAAUGCCUCUCUUAAUAUUACUUUGAUUUAGAUUAAUAAAAUUGUGUUGAAUGCCCACAAGAAUGUCAAACUUGUCAUUAUGAUGAAAUAGUUAACAAUGUAAUGUGUGAUAGCUGUUCGGAUAAAAGUUCACUAAUUCUCAAUGGAGUUUGUGAAAGGUGCGGUUUGAAUUGUAAAAUUUGCUAGCUUGAUUUCAACUUUAAAAAAUAAGAGCCAUACUUAAGAUGUUUAGAAUGCAUAGAUGUGAAUAAAUACUAUAUUAUGUUCAAUGCAAUAGAUUGUUUAGAAAUAACAAUUAAUUAUUGUUAAUACGGCUUUUAGUACUUAGAGACUGAUUAUUCAAUAACAACUUUGGAUACAUUUUUUGAACCUCGAGACUAUGAUGAAAAUGUGAGGGUUGGAUGUGCAAGAUGUUAUGAUGACUCCUUUACAUAUGAUCUCAUUACUAAUUAAUGCGUUUAUACUGCCUAUCAAUAUGGUAUGUGUAAGUAAUCUGUUUUUGAUUAUAGUGGUACAUAUGUUUGCCUAACCAUUUACGAUAAAACUGCUGCUUAAUAAAAAGUAUACUCACGAUUUAGCUACUGUCCGUUAAUUGACAAAUGUUUAGAAUGUCUCAAAAUAAAUGAAUAUAAUCAAAUAUGUUUGGAUUGUGAUUAUGGAUAUUAUUCAUCCUAUACUGGAGUCUGUAUCAAAUGUCCUGCUGAACUUAAUUGUUUCAGGUGUUAAUAGAUUUUAAUAUAAUUUAACGAUAAUUUCAGAAAAGAACUUAGAGCAUUUUAUAAAUUUUUUGUUGAAGAAAGUAACCAAAGUCACUUUUAUAAUGAUUAUAAUUAAAAAUUUUAAAAAGAAUAGUAUAUGGUUUAAUGCAUUUAGUGUUUUGAAAAUUAGGAAUUGUAUAAUGGAAAAUGUAUAAAAGCAUGUCCUUAAUAUUGUUAAUCAUGUAUAAAAAGUAAUGAUGAAAAUGUAUGUCAAUCUUGCCCUUUUACUUAUUUAGGCAAGAUUCUUUCAGUGGUUGAUAAUAAUUGUUUGGAAUGUCCCACCUUUUGCUAAAUUUGCAUUAAAAGAACCUAAUCAGAAGUAGCUGCUAUAAAUCCUUAUUAUUCAAGCUAAUCUCAAAUCUAUUAGAAUAUUUGUAUUAAAGGAUUCUCAAACUUAUAUUUUUAUGAUGAAGAUCUUUAGAGCUUUUAGGACUGUAGUUUCAACCCUGAUCAAUAACGAUGUUUUAUCUCAAUUACAAUUGAUGUCAAAAUAUACUGUUAAGAUGACUUUGUUUCUUAUAAAAAUUAAGUAAAUAUAAAAGAUUUAUUCUCUUCCUCUAGCAAUAUAGAUCAUUUACCAUAUUUUGAGAAUGAAAAGCUUUAUGCUUAUGCUAAUAAAAAUACUGUUAAGGAAGUCAUUUAUAAUUUUGAAAUAGUUGAUGGUCUUGAACAUUCUUGUAGAAUUCCUCGGGAAGGAUACUUUUAAUAAAAUAUGAGUAAGAAUGUGUUUUCUGCAAUGUAAUAUUAUUAUUAAUUAUAGCAUAAUUAAAUUGAAAUUCUACUCCUCAUAAUAGUCCGACCUAUAUUUUCUUGGGAAUUUUGAUUUGUUAGGCUUUACUGAAAUUAUCAUUUCUAACCUAUCCUUUAUAUCAUCUUCGAAUCUCAUAGCUACUAUAACUCUUGAUUCCCUAUUUAAAUUAAGAACAACGUUUUAGAGUGUUAAUUUUGGAUCUCUUAACUUAAAGUAAUAAAUCAAAAUCGUUGCUGGAAGUUAAUAAUCAAUAGAAUUUCGAGAUAUUUAAUUUAUAAAUUUACUUUUAACUGAAUUAAACUCUCAAUUUAUCUUGAUUAAAACUAAUUUAUAACCUACUCUAUUAAUCUUGGAUAAUGUUAAAUUUUUAUAUUGUGAUUUUAUGAAUAUAAUCGUAUUUAACUUAUUAAAUUAAAAUUCAGUCAAAAUAUACACUUCAAACUUACAAAUCACAAAUAUGGUUCUAAAAAACUCCACUUACAUUAAACUACUUGAUAUUAAUGAUAAUAAUGAAAUGAUAAUGGAACAUUUGAACUUAAAUUUACUUAUUAUUGAUUCCUCAGCAUUUUUUAAUUUUAUAUAUUUCUAUUAAAUCAAAGUGAAAUAAACACUCUUAUAAGAUUCAACUUUAGUCAACACUGUUUUUUUUAGUUUAAAUAAUUUUAUUGAAAUGGAAGAUUUUACUCUAUCUGAAAUAAGCCUCAAAACAUAAAGUACUUUAUUUUAAAGUGGAUAUUCUUAUAUUAAAGAGCCUCAAUUCAUUUUGAACAAGAUAAGCUUUAAUCUUAUUAAAUAUGAAAAGGAAGUCCCUUUGAUCAAUGUUGGUUUAGAUGAUUAGAUGGAAAUUAAAAUGUAACUCGUGGAUAUUUAAAUUUAAAACUCCAAAUUAAAAUAAAUAGAAUUAUUAAAUGAAAUUGAUAUAUCCAAAAACAAAAUAAUAUUGUCUUGUAAAUCAAUUGUAAUCAAGAACUUUUUAAUUAUAAGAGAAGAAGACUUGCCAGAAAUAGCUAUAGUUAACUCAAUGGAAGUAAUUAUUGAUAAUUUGUAAAUAAUCCAGAGAAAAAGAGAAAAAUUUUUGAGUUUUACCUGUUUAGAUUCUUCAAAAUUUUAAUAGGAAUAUUCUCUCAUCUCGUUUUUUGAAGUGAGAAACAUUAAUAUUUAAAAUUCAAUUUUCUCAAAUAAUACUCUAUACAAUUAAGGAAUUCUACAAAUUAUAUAUGAUUAAAAGAUGAAUUUAAAUUAAGAGAUUCAGUAAAAAGUAAUUAUAUUUAAUCAGGUAAAGUUUGAAAGUAAUUUACUUUUAAAGAAUCUUAAUUAAAAUGCUUUAGGACUUAUUAAUAUUAUUGAUUAAAACUAAAUUGUAAUUCAUUUCUCUGAAUUAAUUUUUUAAGGGAAUUUGUUAAAUGAAUUCUUGGAAGAAUCCUAAAGUGCAUCAUCUUUACUCAUAGUUGCCAUCGCUCCAAGAGGGUAUUUUUCAUUAAUUACUUCCUCCUUAGAGUAUAAUUUAAUAUUGAAUUCUACUGUUUCACUACUUUACAUUAAUACUAAAUCAUUAAAUAUUGCUUAUACUCUAUUUAACAAUAAUAAUGUGAUGAAUUACACAACUUUAAAUUAUUUUAUAAAGGAUCUUGCUUAUUCUAUCACAUCAAUUUACUCUUAAUCUGGUAAUGGGUACCUAAAAACAUCAUCUCUUUUAGUAAAUAAUGUGCAUUUGAAUACUUCAUAAGGAUUUUACGGAGGAGGUUUCCAAAUAAGCAGUUAGAAUAUUUCUACUCUAACAUUCCAGAAUUGUUAAUUUAGUAAUUUAUCUAACUUGAUUGGUAACUCUUUAUCCUAUGGAGCCGCCAUAUAUCUAGAAAUACAAUCAUAAGAAAUUAUAAUGUAAUUUAUCAAUAUUUCAGUGAGCUAAGUUUUCACUUAAAAUCUAGGGGGAUUUCUGUUUAUCAAAUCUUCAAUUUAUCAAAAAAUACAGAUUGAUUUUUAAAAUUCAUUUUUUUAAGAUAAUUAUGCAGAUUUAGGAUCAAUUCUAUAUUUUGAUAAUUCUAUCAAUUCAAAUUAAUAACUUUGUAAGUUAAGUCUAACAGAAAUAAUAGUUGAGUAAUCAAAUUAUUAAACUUACUUUGAAAACUUAAAAUUUGAUAAUUAAAAUUAGAUAGAUAAUGCUUUAUCAAAAUAAAGGCAAUUAAUAAAUUUGAAAAUGUGUUCUAUAGAACUUAAAAAUUCAUUUUUUGUAAAUUUGAUUUAAGAGGGCAUAAUAAAUGUUGAAUAACCGUCUGAAAUUAUUCUAGCUAAUCUAUUAGUUGAUAAUGCAAACAUAGUUAAUCAAUAAUUAAUUAAUAUUUUAAGCUAUAGUGACAUUCAUUUAACAAAUAUAUAGGUGCUUAAUACAUCAAACAGUUUUAACUAUAAGAGUAACAAAGAGAUCUGUAAAAUUAACUCUUCUACAUUUAAUGAUUGUGCUGCAAUAUCAUAAAUAACAGAUUUAAUGAGACAAAUAGAUUGUUCCUAUAAAUAAUUAAUUUUUUCAUCCUAAUUAUCUGCAUCUACCCUAAUAAACAUUGUGCACUAAAUUACAACGUAAUAAAUCUUUUUUAAAAACAUUACAUUCAUGAACAAUCAAAUAAAUGAACUAGUUAAUAUCAAUGCUUUAGUUAAAUAAUAAAAUGCUACCUAAAUAAUUAUGGAUACACUCUUCAGUCAUUAAAAUUUGUGUUUAAACUCUUGUUUCACAAUUUAACCAUUAACAUAUGAGCCAAAUGAGAAGAUAGUAUCAAAGGAUGUCAUAAUAUCAAACUAUUAUUGUAUAGAAAAUACAGCUUAAUAAGGAGGUUGUUUGAAUGUAUAUGAAUUUUAAAUAACUGUGUUAAGAUCAAAUUUUAUUAAUAACACAGCAAAAUACAAAGGAGGAGCUAUCUACUAUGAAGGCAAAUAUUUGGUCUUUGAACAGUCAUAAAUUUAUAAUAAUAAAGCUCAGCAAGGUGGAGGAGUCUUUACAAAUAUUUAGUUGCCUAUAUUCAUAGAGCAACAAACCUUUAAGGCAAAUCAAGCAAGCUAUUUUGGAAACGACAUUGUUGAAAUUCCAUCAAAAUUAGGAAUUACAAUUGACAAUUAUAGGAAUAUCUUAUUCCCUACAGAAUUGGUGAAUAAUGAAUUAAUUUAAUUAGAUUAAAUUAAGAUUCAAAAUUAUAUUUUGUUUGAUGGAAGCAUAACUAAUUUCAUUUACUUUCCAUCAGGAUAAUAAAUUGGCUAAUAUUAGUAUUUUGAUUAUAUAUAGAAUAAAUAUAUAAAUGCCAAUUUAACACUGAGAGUUGUUGCUUUAAAUAGAUAAUAUGAUAUAAUGAGAGAUCUAAGUAAUUCCUACUGCACAAUAUUCAAUGACGAUCCUUAUUCUUAAUUCCAAAUCAAAGCCAAAUUCAAUUAAGCUUCUUAAGAUUUUAAUUUUGAUGAUCAAAUUUUUACAUUCACACCAUACACUGAGCAACCUUUGUUGUUAAAAAUUAAAUGCAAUUGUGUUAAAGUCUUAAAUAACACCAUAACUAAUUUAUAAAAUUACUAAAUUUAAUUACAAGUUAAGACCUUCACUUGCAAAAUCGGAGAAAUCUUUGAUCGUGAUCAGUGUAAGGCUUGUGACUACACAUAAGAUUUAUAUUCUGUAACAAUAAAAUCUACUAAAUGCUCAAAAAGAAACGAACUUACAACCUCUUAAGUAACAUCAGGAUAAUUGAAACUUAGAUAAGGUUUCUGGAGAUAUCAUUAGAACUCAGAUGAUAUUUUGUAAUGCUCUUAUUCAUAGACUAAAUGCAAAGGAGGUUGGGAAACAGCAGAUGCUAGUUGCGAAAUUGGAUAUGUAGGAGCAUUGUGUGAACAGUGUGAUAUUUAUGGCACUAGAGGCUCAGAAAAAUUUUAGAAUCUUUUUAAGUAUUCUUGCCAAUAAUGCUCAAGCUAGAGAUAUACAAUCUUCUAUUAUAUAAUCUUGAACAUAUGGUAUUAAUCAUUUAUAACAUCUAGGAAUAUUUUAGCCAUUGGAAUAACAGCUUUUUGCAUAAAGAAUGAUUUUAACAAGAUGUUUAGGGUAUUCUGGUUUUCAACUAUUAGUUGCAAUAAAAUAUUUCUUCAUUAUUUUUAGAUAAUAUUCUAUCUGACUAUGUUGAAAUUAAAUAUUCCUAUACAAUUAUCUUCGAUUAUAAACUUUUUAGGAAAUCCUACAGAGUCAAUAUCCUUUUCAUUAGAUUGUGUAUGGUCUAAUUACGAGACUACUUUCAAUAUCAUUUACAUUAGAGCCAUCAUCUAAAUAUUUUCACCAAUCCUCUAUUUAAUAAUUAUUGGUGUUUUCAUAGUAUUCAUAUUUAGAAAAGAAAGUGAAACUCGCCAGCACUUGAUUUUUAAUUCUCUCUAAUAUUGUAAGCUCUAUUAUUCCCCAAGUAUAUUCUCCUGUUUGGUCUCUUUGGUCUCAUAUAGAGUAAUAGGAGGGAAAAAGUGGAUUCUUGCCGAUGUCACAUAUAUAUUUGAUUCACAAGAACAUUAUUUAUGGAUUUUGCAAUUCAUUAUACCAAUAUUCAUAUUAUUUCUUAUCAUAUUGGCUUUGGACUUUGUUGCAAUAUUUUAGAGAAAAUAACAACUAACACUUUUAAAAACCAAAAUGAUGUUUGGUUAUUUAUACUUAAAUUAUAAAAGUAAAUAUUAUUAUUGGGAGUAUUGCAAAUUGAUAUAAAAAUUCUUAUUGGUGAUUGUGAUAUUGUAGUUUCAGGAUCAAAUAGUUUGGAAAGCAACCUUUGUAGUUUUAAUAAUAGUAGUCUAUUAACAAUUAGUAGAAAAGUAUCAACCUUAUAAAGCAUCCUUAUUUAACAAUUUAGAAAGCCAUAUGCAUAUCGUUUGUCUUGCUACAAUUAUUUUUAGUAUUUUAAUUGUUUAAAGUGAACAAUAUAAUUUGAAGUUUAUAGAAAUCUGCAGUUAUAUCUUUUUAAUAGCAAUAAAUGCGCAAUUUUUGUUGUACCUAACUAAGCUUGUGAUAAAGCUAAAUUCUUCAUAAGCAGAGAAAAUUAUAGACAAGAUAAAUUCUAAAUUAACAUCAAUAUUCCCUAUAUUAAAAUAGUAAAAGAUUGUUUCGUGCUUUAAUUAUAAAAGAACUAAGAAAAGUGCUUAAGUUAGAAAGAGGUUCUAAAAUCUUGCAAGAUCAGUUAUUGAAUUUAUAAAAAAUAAGGGUCCAACAACAAAGAAAUAGGAGAAGGGGAAUAGAGUAUCUAUUCGAUACUUCUAAUAAGACUUUGAUACUGGACAAUAGUUGACAAUCACAAAUACAAAUCUACCUCAAAUUAGUGACAAUUAAAAAAUGUUAAAACCUCAAACUGAAUUUAUGUAAGAUGAUGAAGGAUUAGAGUAUAUAACUAUAUUAAAUAUUUUAGAACUUUUACAAUUAAUAAAUAGAUUGCUAAACCAAGGUUAUGA
Messenger RNA from Paramecium octaurelia, 8952 nucleotides. NCBI's taxonomy places the organism in Eukaryota, Ciliophora, Oligohymenophorea, Peniculida, Parameciidae. The record is from the annotation of a GenBank genome assembly.